Molecule: messenger RNA, 3329 nt
Organism: Schizosaccharomyces octosporus yFS286
Lineage: Eukaryota; Fungi; Ascomycota; Schizosaccharomycetes; Schizosaccharomycetales; Schizosaccharomycetaceae
Product: P-type ATPase
Exons: 4
Coding region: 174-3281 (1035 amino acids)
Biological process (GO): phospholipid translocation; retrograde vesicle-mediated transport, Golgi to endoplasmic reticulum; endocytosis
Cellular component (GO): plasma membrane; endosome; trans-Golgi network
Molecular function (GO): ATP hydrolysis activity; ATPase-coupled intramembrane lipid carrier activity; ATP binding
Source: RefSeq, a predicted model, not a curated record
AUAAUAUAGAUGUGUUUCACCUGAACAUAUCCAAUGCGAAUAUUUUAUCCUCAUAAAGAAAUAAACAUUCUAGGUGGACGUUGAGAGUUCAAGUUCCUCACUAUAAAAAGAAAAAAUAUAGUAAAAAGCAGCCAUAAUUGAACGUCUAUUAAAGACUUUACCGCCAUAUUAAUAUGAAGCCGAGACUGAAUGGCGUUCAAUUGAGGAUGAAGAGUUGGCUUCAGGAAAAUGGCGAAAAGAAUUCCAUUAUACCUCUAAAGGUUCUUUCCAAUUCAAGAGAAAGAAAUCGUGGUUCUUCUGUGUCGUUGGGAGAAGCCAGACAUUCCUACGACAGGGAGGAAGCCGACUCCUUAAUUUCAAUACAUGAGGAUUCUCAACAGGAUAUGGAUGCCAAUUUUGAAUCUGGCUUUCGAAUGAUAGAAGUAGGACGUCCUAAUCCUCUCCACGGCACCAAUGCCGUGACAAAUACGAAAUAUGAUGCUUUUAGCUUUCUUCCCAAAUGUCUAUUCGAACAGUUUCGCUAUUUUUAUAACAUGUACUUUCUAUUGGUUUCUUUAUCACAGCUUAUCCCUCCUUUAAAAAUUGGGUACCUAUCAACUUAUAUCGCUCCUUUGAUUUUUGUGUUGAUGAUCACGCUGACAAAAGAAGCUAUCGAUGAUUUAAAACGGCGAAGAAGGGAUUCAUAUGCUAACAAUGAAAUAUAUAUCGUUAACAACAAUCCCUGCACAGCUCAGAAUAUUCAGGUAGGUGAUGUAGUGCUCAUAUCAAAGGAUCAAAGAGUACCCGCAGAUAUGGUUCUUAUGCACACAUCUGUUGGAAACGAAGCUUUUAUUCGGACAGAUCAGCUUGAUGGAGAAACUGAUUGGAAACUUCGAAUACCCUGCUCAAAUCAGUAUUCGCAUGGAAUCAUUCAUGCAGAUUCCCCAAUCAAGUCUGUCCAUCACUUUUAUGGUACCUUUACUUUAAAUGAUAAUAGAAGACCACUUACUGUGGAUAAUACACUUUGGGCGAAUACCGUGUUAGCCAGUGAAGCGGUUUAUGGUGUUGUCAUUUAUACUGGCAAAGAUACCCGUCAAUCCUUGAAUAGUUCAAAAGCUAAAACAAAAGUUGGCUUGCUUGAGAAAGAAAUUAACUUUUAUUCUAAAAUUCUUUGCAUGAUCGUUCUUGCACUUUCCGUAAUACUCACAUUCAGCCAUGGAAUACGAGAAAAUUGGUACAUUGCAAUCUUCAGAUACUUGAUAUUGUUUUCGAGCAUUAUUCCAAUAAAUUUACGUGUGAAUCUAGAUAUCGCUAAAAUUGUUCAUUCUAAACAUACCGAAGCGGAUCCUAAUUUACCUGAUGUUGUUGUGCGCAGUAGUAAUAUUCCGGAAGAACUUGGUAGAAUUGAGUACUUGUUAACAGACAAAACGGGUACUUUAACGCAAAACGAAAUGGAAUUAAAAAAACUGCAGUUGGGAGUCGUCGGGUUUUCCAACGAAUCAAUGGAUGUUGUUCAGGCUUGUGUGAACGAAUCCACGGCUCAUAUUCCAUUGAGUGAUGAUACCAAAGACCUUGUCCGGGAAACCGUUCUAGCGCUUUCCUUAUGCCAUAACGUAACUCCAUCUGAGACUACUGAUGGCUCCGUCAGUUUCCAAGCCGCAAGUCCUGACGAGGUUGCAAUAGUACGAUGGACAAGUAGCAUGGGCUUGGUCUUGACACAUCGUAAUCGAACAAGUAUAACCAUUAAUACAUCUUCUUACGAGAUUUUACAACUUUUUCCAUUCAAAUCUGAAACGAAGAGAAUGGGAAUCGUCGUCCGUUCACCAGAAGGGCAAAUUACGUUUUACCUUAAAGGCGCGGAUUCUGUUAUGCAGCAAUUCAUAAGUCCAAGCUUCUGGCUUGAUGAAGAAUGUGGAAACAUGGCCAGGGAAGGGCUUCGAACAUUGGUAGUCGCAAAAAAAGACUUGACUAAUGAAGAAUAUAAUACAUUUGCUACUGUUUAUGCUGAAGCAAGCGUUUCUUUCUCUGGAUCAAGAGAUAAGAAGAUGGAAGGAGUCGUUUCAAAGUAUUUGGAGAACGACAUGGAUUUGCUUGGGCUUACUGGUGUUGAAGACAAACUCCAAAAGGAUGUCAAGGUAACACUAGAAUUACUUAGAAAUGCGGGUAUACAUGUUUGGAUGCUUACGGGAGAUAAGGUAGAAACUGCUAGAUGUAUAGCCAUAUCAUCAAGGCUUGUUUCUCGAGGUCAGUACAUUCAUACUAUUGCUAAGCUCAAUUCUCGAGAGGACGCGCAGAGCCAGUUAAUGAUACUAGCUGGGAAACCAGAUAGCUGUCUCAUAAUAGACGGAGAAUCCAUGGAGUUCUGUGUCGGAUAUUUGAAAGAUGAAUUCAUAGAAGCAAUCUCUAACCUAUCUUGUGUGGUAAUUUGCAGAUGUACGCCUACCCAAAAAGCAAACAUGACGCGUCUGAUUCAGAAGAAGAAAUCUGCUUCUGUUUGUUGUAUUGGUGAUGGAGGUAACGAUGUCGGGAUGAUUCAAGUUGCAAAUAUCGGUGUCGGUGUAGUUGGUAAAGAGGGUCAACAGGCCAGUCUAGCUGCUGACUAUAGCAUAAAAGAAUUUAGCCACAUUGCUCGUUUACUCUUAUGGCAUGGUCGUAUAAGCUACAAACAAACAUCGAAGUUGGCAAUGUUCGUUAUUCACCGAGGCUUAAUUAUUUCCAUUUGUCAGGUUGUGUACAGUAUAAUAUCGAAUUUUGAGCCCAUCGCUUUGUUUCAAGGACUGUUGUUGGUUGGGUACUCCACGAUGUAUACGAUGUUACCGGUUUUCUCCAUUGUUUAUGAUAGAGAUGUGAGUGAAAAAUUAGUGUUUCUAUUUCCGGAGCUUUACAAAGAGAUGAGGGAAGAUAAAUGCUUUUCUAUUAAAUCGUUUAUGUCUUGCGUGUUAAUCAGUAUUUAUCAAGGUGUAAUAAUACAAGUGAUUACUUACGUACUCGUCGGAUUUGACGUCGAAGGUGAAAUGCUAGCUGUUUGUUUCUCCUGUCUAAUAUUAAACGAGCUAAUUAUGGUAGCACUGCAGAUCAACAGAUGGGAUCAAACAAUAGUUAUGUCAGAAAUGCUAAGUCUAAUGAUCUAUACCCUGAGCGUUCCUUUCUUGACUGAUUAUUUUGACUUGAAAUUUUUUCUGGGACUCAAGUUUUACUGGGUGUCAGCUCUUAUAUUAUUUAUCAGCCUCUUACCUGUUUGGAGUGGAAGAGCUCUGAAGCAAAAACUGAAGCCUUCAAGUUAUGCAAAAUUGCAAAGGUAAUGUACUUUUAUUUAAUACUGUUCGCAUAAUGUAUAUACGUUAGUUAUG